AUGGUGGUGGGUCUUCCGGACUCUGACGGAAGGCUUAAGAAAGAGCGCUCUGCGGGGAGUAAUCUUCGCACUAUGAGUCCGCCCAUACAAAGGGCGGCCGAUGGCAAGCCACAACGCCGUCGAGGGAAGAAGCACCUAGCCCUUCCCGCCCCCGGGCCCCAACAGGGCGAGCCAGCCCGUCUUGUCCCUGUUGGGGAGGUUCAAAGGGAUUCGCCACCCCUGAAGGACCCCGAGGCCCUCUCACUGACGGUGUACGUUGGCGCCCCUGCAUCUCGCAGAAAGGGCAAGCGCUCUGCCAAAGCGCUUGACCUUGAGGAGACACCAACAAAGAAGCAACGUCCUGAAGAGGGCCCCGGCCAGACGUCUGCUGUUCCGCAGCAACCCUUGGACUUGCCCACUGGCUACGUGCCAAAUGUGGUCAUAGUCCAUCCACCCGGGCACGACAACCAGCAACAGUUGGAAGUGCGAGGUCGGAAACAAAAGAAAAGGAAGGCCGCCGCUGAGGCGAAGACACUCACCGAAACAGACUACCCGCCCCCUCCAAAGAUCGUUUUCUUCGAACCUGUGUUGAACACGGUCGAACCGUCUUCGGAGCCGGAGAAGGCAAUUCAGAACCCCUUCGACGGAUCAGGGACACACCUUGGAAAACCCGCCCCGGAAUUUCCGGGAUUCAAAGCGGGCGAACAAGGUGUCCCAACGGUGAGCGGUGACAGCCUCAACACCAGCAACCUCUCGUCAGUGGUUGCGAAAUGUAAAGGUUGUCACCACGUCUUUUGGGGACAGAAGAUCCGCAAAAUUCGUAAGCGGCAUCGAUGCCCCCCAGCCCGGCCCGACUCAGCCAAGCCGAGGGAAGCACUACGGACCAGUCCAGAACCCAAGGCGCAGGGCUCGUUGCCUGUGCUCGAGGGAGAUCAGACCGCUCCGGAAGCGGCUCCCCAGGCGAAAGCUGGGCCUGAAGAGGUCCUCGGGGAUGACUCCCAGCAACACCCACUCAGUGGGGCCGCUGGACAAAGAGGCACCCCCGUCCCUCACUCCGACAACCCGGCACAUCCAGCUGAAGCUGGGCCCGACGUGGACAUGAGGACCCUGCCUGUCGAUGAUCGGAAUAGCAGCCAGUCACACCGCGAGCCACUCCCGGAUACCCAAGGCCGGGAUUCCUUUGACCGCCUCAUUGACAUGAUGAUCGCCCUCUCAGAGAAGGUUCAGACAAUGUCUAACCAACUCGAGGAGGUGCGUCGUUCUGUUUCUGCUGGCGAGAGGGAGGUCGCUAAGCCAGCCACGGAGAAUCUGGGAGCCAUUCCCGACAUUCCCACGGCUAGCGAGGCAGCCUCGGCCGCGCAAAGUCCAUCCCUCCCUCCCACAAAAGGGGUGGACUCGGGUCACAAGACCAAGGGCAAAAAGCCGAAGCAGAAGAAGAAGAAGAAGAAGCCUAAGCCUCGGGCCUCUCCCUCACCUUCGACUGCUACGGCCCCUGCAGCACCUGCAGUGCCGACCUCGACUCCAAAGCCGUCGGGCGAAGCAUCCCCCCCUGCAGUGGCGCUGGUUCCAAAGUCACCGGGCCCCCGCCCCAAGGGGAGGGCAGCGUGGGGCGAGCUUGGACCUCGCGACAAGUCCCAAGCAGUGACGCGGAAGGCGGGCGCGGCCAAGCCACCAACCUUUGCUGCUUCGAGCUCGGAGGAUGCCUCUGCGCCAACCAAAGCGUCAAAGGACCCAUCAGCCGCACCUGCAAAAUCCGACUCCAGCGCUAUCACCGCAAGGAGGUUGAGGACCACGCCAAGCGGAAAAAAUGGGUGCGCAAACCGGGACGCGCAGCGGGAGGACCAGCUCCGAGACAGAAAGCGGACGGUCUCUUCAACACCGGAGGGCUGCGCAGCGGUAGCAGACGAGGCGGAAUACUGGGCCAACUUUGAGGCAAUAGACUGGUCACCCAUUCUUGGAGAGGAAGCGGCUAUGCUGCCUACCCUCCGCAAGGUGCCUUUCAAAUGCCGAGGGCUGGCCACCGCCUGUCUCCGUCCAAUUCUUGAGAAACUCCGACAGGAUGGGGACCAUAAGCCGGCCGGGACUCUGCUAGGGCUUUUUCCGCAGCUGUGCCUAUCAACAGCUGCGCUCUCGAACGACUCCCCUCACUGGAAGCAGGUGCGGGAGCUGCUGACCUUAUGGAGGCGCGGGGACUGGACCAAGUUACACCUGCGCGCCCUGGCGGCUAUCAACAAAAUGAAUAGCAGGGUUCGAGAGAACAAGGCCCGAGUGGACGACCGGUACGGCAGUGCGGAUACACUGGCGCGAACACGUCGCUGCAUCAAGUUCGGGGAGCUGGCUGAACUCUCACGAGCAGCAGAGGCGCUGAUUGCGGCAGACCUUGCCCCAACCACGGACGAGACUCGUAAGAGUCUGGAGGAGAAGCACCCCCGCCCCACGGUCCCCUUCACAGCAGAGGACGGCAGCUGCACCCUUCCUCACCCGGAGAAACCCACGAAGUGGGUCCUGAAGCAGGAAGUUCUCGCGCGGGCCCUUCGCGAGAGCCCUCGUGGCUCUGCAGGCGGUCCCACCGGCUGGCGCAUGGACUUCUUACGCGAACUCUUCACGCACCCCAGAGACCUCAAACUCCUGGGGGCAUGGCUUCAGGCAGCAGCAAGAGGGGAUGUGGGGCAGGGGGUGGCGCAGUGGUGGACCUCGAGUUCGCUAGUGGCUUUGGAGAAACCAGGUGGCGGUGUCCGCCCGAUCGCAGUGGGGGAAGUCUUCCCUCGCCUCCUGGCCCGGUGUCUCGCGGUCGACUACCAUGACGCCAUCAUCCGACACCUGAAGCCGAAAGGGCAGUUUGGGGCUGGUGCGCGGAACGGAGCGGAGACGGUUAUCCACGGGGUGCGCGCUGCAUUGAAGGCUAACCCCACCUGGGGCGUUCUUCAAAUCGAUGUUAAAAACGCUUUUAACUCAGUUUGUCGGCAGGCGCUCUUCAAGGAGUUGGUCAAGGGCCCAUUUGUGGGCAUGACCCCGUUUCUGCGAACCCUCUACGGGAGUCCCUCCCCACUCUUGUACAGAGCCGAUGCAACACGGCACACCUUGUGGUCGCGAACAGGAGUGAGGCAAGGGGAUCCUCUGGGGCCGUUUCUCUACGCACUAGCACAACAACCUGCUCUGGAGGCGGUGAAGGCGGCGCACCGAGACGUCUUCUUAUGCAGCUAUGCGGACGAUACGUACCUGCUGGGGGAGCUGGACGCGAUUGGAGCUGCUUUCCCUUCCCUUUGUAAGGAGCUUCAGGGGAUCGACUUGGAAGUCUCGCAGAAAAAGUGCCAGUGGUACGCGCCGAGUGGCAAGCGGCCGUCCGCCGACAACCCGCUCUGCGAGAUGACCGAGGCUGCGGAGGGCCUUGUGGUAGUUGGUUCUCCAGUUGGUAGCAAGUCUUUCGUCGAGGCUGCGGUCUUGACGAAGAUGGAAACUGGGCAGUCGAUCUUGGGCAAACUGCCUCGGAUCAAUCAUGCUCAGAUGGCCUCCCGGAUCCUGGCAGGAUCGGUCUCGGCGCGGCCUAACUUCUUAAGCCGCACCACACCACCGACUUCUUGCUUCCGGGAGACCCUAUCACUCUGGGACACUUCCAUGUUGUGCUGCUUUUCGGAGAUCCUGAACGACGACAGCUUACUCAACCCUGGCAAGGUUAACAAGGCAGCGCAGACGCAGAUCACUCUACCGGAACGGAUGGGUGGCUUCGGGGUCCAAUCAGCCGCGAGGACAGCUGACUUGGCGUAUGUGGUCAGCCUUCUUAGUGUCGCUGGGACCCUGAAGUCCUUCUUUCAGAUGGGAGGGAAGAGCAUUCUCGGAGUCGAGGACAGCGAGGCGCCUUUCCCGCCCAUCUUUGAGGAGGCUGAGUCGGCGCUGAAAAGGCUUCCAGAAAAAGUCCGCACGAAGCUGCCUACGUGGAAGACAGUCGGGGAGAGAGGGCUUGAACGCGGAACUUUCACGGUUUUGGCACGGGAGCUGCAGAUUGAGGCUUUGAACGGGAUCCGGAAGUCCCUUAACCGGCCCCGCCACAAGGCCCGAUUGACCAGUUUGCAGCUGCAGAACGCGGGCGCGUGGGUCUCGGCUCUACCGUCUCGACCGGACCUCCAGCUCGAAAGCGACGACUGGGCGAUUGCGGCGAACCUUCGGUUGGGUCGGGACAUCCCACACCUCAUUCAGGCGGGGACUUGCUCGUGCGGGAAGGACUUAUCCACUUGUAACGCGGCGGGGCAUGCUCUCAGGUGCUCCACCAAGUACGCGCCGUCUAUCCCCCACAAUGCCAUCCGGGACCAUGUGGCGAUGGUCUGCAGGGAGGCGGGCAUGCAGACGACGAUGGAGGAUAAGGCUUUUUUCGGUGGGAAGCCGAUCCCGGAUGUCGUGAGUCUCCACACGGACAGCGGGAAGACCUGGGUGAUGGAUGUGGUCAUCGCGGAUCCGCACGAUAACAAUGCCAACUGCCCGGAGACCAAGCCAGGAGCGGCCCUCAAUGAAGCCGUUCGUCGGAAGAAGGUGACCUACAAGGAGGCGGUGACGAAAGGAGGGAAGCGGAUGGAGAAGACCACCAAAGUGAUUCCGUUGGCUACGGAGAUCUAUGGGGGUUGGUCCAACAGCUUCUCCGACUGCGUAAAGGACAUUGCAGCAACCACUUCGAAGCGGCUUGGCAGACAGUCGGGGCAAACCACCGACCUCAAAUCUCUCAUCUGCCGGAGCAUCGCUCAACGCAUUGGAGUGACGCAGCAACGUUCUCAAGCGGUCAUGAUUCGGCACAGGUUGCGCGCAGCAGUGGAGGCCAAGGGAGAAACGAUGUACCAAGACGCAGGGAGGACUUUUGACUGGAUGGGCUCUCAGCCACCCGCUCCCUGCGACAUUGUGGUAGGAAGGGUAGAUUUCUGA
Closterium sp. NIES-65 is the source of this 4887-nucleotide messenger RNA. NCBI's taxonomy places the organism in Eukaryota, Viridiplantae, Streptophyta, Zygnematophyceae, Desmidiales, Closteriaceae. The record is from the annotation of a GenBank genome assembly.